Molecule: messenger RNA, 2305 nt
Organism: Periophthalmus magnuspinnatus
Lineage: Eukaryota; Metazoa; Chordata; Actinopteri; Gobiiformes; Gobiidae
Gene: aup1
Product: AUP1 lipid droplet regulating VLDL assembly factor
Exons: 12
Coding region: 843-2075 (410 amino acids)
Cellular component (GO): membrane
Molecular function (GO): ubiquitin binding; acyltransferase activity
Source: RefSeq, a predicted model, not a curated record
GAGCGGGGCGAAGAGAGAAAGGAAAUACUCUCAAUAAAACACCGAUUACAAAAGGAAAGGUUUGUUUAGAGUAGGAAAGAUCGAUAAUAAAGUCUCCACGAAGCUGGAUACUGUGGUGUUGUGUUGCCAAACAAAUAGUCAGGGCGGGGGGCGGAGACGUGCAAGGUGUGUUCAAAAAACUCUGGAAAAAUUUACAACUCAGUAAUAACAAUCCACAAAUUUGUAAUUACUGCAAAAUGUCAUAUUUUUGUGAACUUAUCGAAAGAGCUACUAAAAAUGUUUGAGGUAUAUUUCUGUGUGUUGUGAUUCAAGCUGAAAAGCGAGGUCCGUAUUUUUUAUCUACUAAUUUAACGGAAAACUCAUUAAAAGUCCCUAUAUGUUUUGUUUUUACCACAAGAGGGCGACACACUAUAAACUAUAGUAACUCCUUGAACACGUUUUCAAAGUAAGGAGCAUGUAUAAUUGUUUUUUUUUUCUGUUUAGACGGGUGAUAAAUAUUACUGUAUCUAUAAGUAUGAUUUAAUAAGAGCAAUGUCUAACUUAGUUUGAUUUAUAUCACUAACGGUAGAAGUUUUAUUUUGAAACCACAAUCACACCGGAAGUGUUUGUCCUCUCCUGCGGACCUUACCUGAGCUGACACAUCUGUGAACAACUAACAUCAAAGUUACGGCUCAGACUCCUCCAAACUGUAUUUGUCACUCUCUGGGGCCUGAUUCAACCUGUCCGGGCUUUUAUUUGGACACAGCGGCGGACGGGGACGUUAUUAUGACUAAUUUUAUUUUUAGUCUGUGGACGCUCUCUUAGCAUUAGCAUUAGUUAGCUUUGAGCUAAAGUCUGGAGAAAUGGAGACGCUUGGGGUUGAAGAUCUGUUUGACUUUCGUCGAUUUCCCAAAGACCCACUCGUUCUGCUGCUGCUGCUCCUUUAUUCACCCGUUGGCAUUUGCUUAUUGCUAAUUCGGAUUUUUAUUGGAGUCCAUGUGUUUUUGGUGAGCUGUGCACUUCCAGAAUGUUUUCUAAGAAGGUUCAUUGUACGAACAAUGUGCUCAGUGCUGGGGAUGCACGUACGGCAGAAGAACCCUCGCUCCAGAGACAAAAACACAAAACUGUUGGUCUGUAAUCACGUCACAGAGUUUGAUCAUAACAUCCUCAACCUCCUAACGCCUUGUAACACGCCUCACCUGGAGGGUUCCACAGGCUUUGUGUGCUGGGCACGAGGCUUCAUGGAGAUCCAGGAGGUGUCUGAGGCUUCAAUGGGAGACACUCUGAGGAGGUACUGCUGCACUGACGGCACCACCCCUCUGCUUCUGUUCCCAGAGGAGACCACCAGCAACGGGCGCAAAGGCCUGCUCAAGUUCAGCUCUUGGCCAUUUUCUCUCACUGAGCCUGUUCAGCCUGUGGCCUUACACGUGUCCAGACCUUUCAUUGCUUUGAACAUCCCUGAGUGCAGCUGGCUGGUGGAGCUCAUGUGGACAUUUUUUGUUCCAGUUACAGUGUAUUACGUGAGCUGGCUCCCUCCAGUGUCCAGACAAGAUGGAGAAUCCACACAGGACUUUGCAGAUAAAGUUCAGGAGCUGUUGGCCACUGAACUUGGAAUCAUCACGACUAAAAUCACCAAAGCCGACAAAGUAGAGCACAUGAAGAGGAAGCGACACAUGGCUCCACAGGCUCAGACAAGUGUCAGAUCCGGCUCCAUUGGGCUUGGUUUUAUCCAGAGCCUGAGCACAGACGAGCGCAGACUGGCCAAAAUGGCGCAGCAGGUGAAAGAUGUACUUCCUCAUGUCCCUCUCAACGUCAUUACUAAAGACCUAGCAAAAACCAACUGUGUAGAUACCACCAUCACAAAUUUACUGGAAAACAAAGAGGAACCCCUGGAGGCUUCUGGGACGUCAGCGUUCAGUUCAUCUCUCAGCUCCUUCUCAAUCUCUACCCCUACCAUCAAGCCCGCUGCCAAAACAUUUGGGAAAUCACCAGCCGACAGACACCUGUCUCUGCAGGAGAGGAAAGAGGCUCUGUACAACUUUGCCAGAAGACGUUACAUUGAAAAACAUGGACUGCCCCAAGAAGACGGUCCCUAAACUCUGAGUCAAGCCUUUGUUCAGAAACGUGCCGCUGUCUUCUCAAAUCUCAAAUGAUUUUAUAGUCAGUCUGGUUCUUCUCAACAUGUUCACUUUGGUGUUCAAUCCCUUAUUUUGGCUGGUUCAUCAUUUUGAUAACAAUUUGUAUUACAAUCCACUGACUGUGAAUCAUGUAUUUAUUUUUAUAAUGUCCAGAGUCAUUGAUGAGAAUAAAGUUCUGCUUGACCUCA